Messenger RNA from Plasmodium relictum, 5769 nucleotides. It is a transcript of the gene ATPase3, whose product is annotated as cation transporting P-ATPase, putative. The transcript is spliced from 2 exons. Lineage: Eukaryota; Apicomplexa; Aconoidasida; Haemosporida; Plasmodiidae. Bases 1 to 5769 code for a protein of 1922 amino acids. The record is from RefSeq and is a predicted model, not a curated record. Gene Ontology annotation, cellular component: membrane. Gene Ontology annotation, molecular function: ATP binding; ATP hydrolysis activity; P-type transmembrane transporter activity.
AUGUUCAGAUUUUGUAAAUCUGAUAGUUUAUUAAUUAAUUAUAGAGAGCUUAAAUAUAUAUGUUUUAUUUAUAUUUUCUUGUUGUUCAGCUUUUUUAUUUGGUGUUUAUGUAAAAAACAUUUUCAAAAUAAAAUAAAUAAAAGACAUAAAUGGAAGAAUCAUGAAUCAAUAUAUAAAAAUGAAAAAGCACAAUUUUUUAAUUAUAUAUAUGAAUCAUCUGACUCAGAUGAAGUAAUUAUUAGACAAGAGGGAUAUGCAAAUAGUUUUGUUGGCUUUGUACUAAAAAAUAUAUCUAUUAUAUUUUACUUAAUUACUCAUAUUAUUAUUAUAUUAUUGAUAAUUAAUGAAUAUUGCAUAUAUGAAAGUAAUGACAAAUUAUGGAAUGAUAGGGCUUUUGUAUUUUUUAUUUUUUUUCUAUUAAGUUUUAUAAUUACUUAUGGGAUAUUAACCGUUAGAAAGCAUAUGCAUAGUUUUUUUUUAAAACCUUCACUUUUGAAGGAUAGUGAUUAUGUAUUAGUUUAUACAAAAAAUGAAGACUAUAUAAAUUUUUAUAAAAACAUAUUUAAAGAAAUCUUGGAAUUUUUACAUAUUUUUUUAAAAAAGAGAUAUUAUAAAUUAAAAAAGUUUUUGUUUCCAUACUUUGAACCAUUCAAUAAUUAUAAUAAAGAAAAAAAAAACAGCAUUUUUCAAUAUAAAAAAAAUAACAAUGAAAACAAAUAUAAGGAGUUCAAUAAAAAAAAAAUAAGUAAAAAUUAUGAAAAUAUCUUUAGGGAAGAAGAAAUAAUAAUAAAAAAAGAAAAAAAAAAAAAAAUGGAAACAAAGCCUAUAAAUAAAUUAAAAGUUCACAAAGUAAAGGUAAGAACAAAUGAAAAAAAUAUACGAUAUUUUUUUUUUCGUAGCAUGAAGUAUGUGUAUAAUGAGAAAAAGGAUGCCUUUUAUAAUAUAUCACAUAGUAUAAAUGAAAAAGUAAAUAAUUUAGAUUUCAAUUAUAUAUUAAAAAAAGGAGGCCUAAAUAAUAACGAAAUUAUAAAUAAUAUAAAUGAAUAUGGAUAUAAUAAUAUUCAUUUAGAAUUUUAUUCUUUUUUUAAAAAUCUAAAAAGAGAGUUGUUAGAUGGUAUUUAUAUGUUUCAGUUAUUUAUAACAUAUAAAAAUUUCUUCUGGAAAGAAAUGAUAACAUCUUUAAUUUGGUUAAUUAUAUCUAUGUUAACAGUAAUAAAGAAAAUAUUUAAGAAUCAGAACAAUAAGAAAGAAAUUUAUGAAAAUAUUCAAGCUAAUAAUAAUACAAUGGUAACUGUUUAUAGGAAUUCUAUAGUACAGCAAAUACCAUCAAAUAAUUUAACCAUUGGUGAUAUAAUUAUAAUAACAUCAAAAAUGACUAUACCUUGUGAUUGUUUAUUAUUAACAGGAAAUGCUUUAGUGGAUGAAAGUUUAUUAACGGGUGAAUCAAGACCUAUGAAAAAAAUAUGUAUAUCAAAUUUGAAUUCUUUUAAUUCGUUUGAUAAGAUAAACUCUAAUGAAUCUCAUAUUUUAAGUGAAAAUCAAGAAAAUAAUUUUAUUGAAAAACAAAAAGGAAAUGAUAAAAAAAAAAAUUUGGAAUAUAGUAAAAUUAACAAAAAGGAUUAUAAUAAACAACAUGAAUAUAAUAAAUAUAACUAUAAUAAUUUUAACACAAAUAAUAUAUUAUAUGCUGGAACAGAUGUAAUAUCUACCUUGAAUUUUUCAGAUAAUAUAUAUGCUAUAGUAAUAAAUGUAAGUAUAUACACAUAUAAAGGAAAAUAUAUGCAAAAUGUAUUAUUCCCUAAUCCAUUACUUUUUAAAUAUGAUUCUCAGCUGCCUAUAGUUUUUAUUUUUACUAUUUUCUUUAGUUUAAUUUGUUUAUAUUUUCAAAUAUAUUAUUUGGGUUUUAACAUGACUUCCAUUUUUUAUUCAAUUGGAACAUUAUCUCAAAUAUUACCUGUUUGGACUCCUGUAGUUUUAAAUAUAGGAUUAAAUAUUUCUACAAAUAGAUUAAAAAAAGAAAAAAAUGUUUGUUGUAUUGCACCAUCUAGAAUUCCUAUAUGUGGUAAAAUUCGCAUUUUCUUUUUUGACAAAACAGGAACAUUAACAGAUCAUAAAAUAGAACUUUCAGGGGUUCAUUUUUGCAAUAAUAUUUUAAACGAAAAAAAAAAAAUGCAUUCAAGACAUAGUAAUCAUAAUAAAAGUAUUUCUGAUGAUACUUAUGAUAUUAAAUUUGAAAACUUUUCAUUACUCAAUAGUAAAAAUUUUAAAUCUUUCUAUAAGAAUAACUUAAAGAAAAAUUGGAAUUUAAGAGAUUUUGAUUAUAAUGCCCCACAUUUUUUGUCAAAUAAUAUUGUCGAAUAUUACAGCUCUAAUAAUAUUAAUAAUAAUGUUUUUGAAAAAAUUAAUAUGAAAGAUAAAAAUGAUUUUAAUAAUGCUUCUCAACAUUCCUUUUAUUCUAGCAUGGGAUUCAACGAUGCAAAUAAUAUUAAUGAAAAAAAAAGUAGAAACAUAAGUGAAGAAUAUAUACAAAAGCCUUUAACAUAUUACAAAAGUCAUUUGUUUGCUUUAACAGAUAAUAAUACUUAUGAUCAACCAGAAAAAAAUAAAUUAUUUGAUCAUAAAUUAUCCAAUUACAAUAAUAAUGAAAGGAGUAAUGAUAAUAAUAGCCAAACAUCAACUGGUGAUAUUUUUCAAAGUUAUGAUGAAUUAGAAGAAUAUAAAUAUUAUGAAGAUGAAAUAAAAGAACCUAAUCAUAAUAAAAAGGAAAAAAAUAUUUAUAGAGAAAAUUUUAAAAAAUAUAAUAAAAAUAAUAAUGAAAAAAAACAAAUUCAAAAAAAAAAAAAUGGUAGAUAUAAUAAUAAUCAAACUAAUUAUAAAAUUUCACAUGAUGAGGUGGAGAAGUAUAAUGAAGAUACUUUUGUAAAUGAAACAAAAGAAAACUCAAAGAAGGACCAACAAGUAUCAAUUGAUAUGAAUUCAAAUAUCAUUAAAGGGGAUUGCUUUAUAAAAAAGAAGCAAAAAAAAGAUUUGAUAAAAAGCAAUAAUAAAAGGGGUAAUGAUAAUAAUAAUAAUAUAAUUACAAAAACAAGUAAUAUUAAUGAAUCUACUACUAUGAAUUCAAUUACUUCUCUAUUAUAUAAUAGCAAAUUGAUAUGGACUAAUAAACUUACUCUUAAUAAUACACCUUCAAAUUAUCAUUUACUAAUUUAUGCAUUGGCUGGUUGUUCAUGUGUUUAUUAUGAUAGUAAUAAUAUAUAUGGAAAUGAAAUUGAUAAAAGAUUAUUUGAAGCAACUGAGAUGAGAAUAAGCAAUUAUAUCAAUAAACAUGAUAUGAAUAUAAAAAAGAUUACUUUAAAAAUGAAUGAUGAAUAUAAAAGUUUUGAUAUUCUAAAAACAUAUGAAUUUGAUUACUACACAAAAAUAUCUACUACCUUAUCAUAUGGAUAUUUUGAUUUUAAAGACAAAAUUUACAUUGUUUUUUCCAAAGGUUCCUUCGAUAAAAUUUACCAAAAAUGUAUUAAAAAUGACGAAAUAUUUUUUUUUAAAAAAAAAGAACAAGAAUACAGUAAAAAUGGGUUUUAUGUUAUUGCUUUAGCUUUUAAAAUUAUAUGGAAAUCAUCUUAUGAGAAUAUUCUAGAAUUAUCUAGGGAAGAAUUAGAAAAGGAUAUGAAUUUUCUAUCAUUAAUAAUGUUUAAUAAUCACAUAAAGAAUGAUGCUCCUAAUGUUAUUCAAACUUUAAAAGAUUCUUCAAUUAGACCUAUUAUAUUAACUGGUGACAAUGCUUAUAAUUGUUUAUACGUUGGCAAUAAAAUAGGGUUAUUCAGUAAGGUAGAUUUUUAUGAUUCUUUUUUUUCAUUAAAUAUAAAUUCUAAUAUUAAUUCUGAAAUUAAGAAAAAUGAUAAAGAAAAUGUAUUUCAAUCUAACGAAACAAAAUUUUUAUCUUUUGAAAAUCUUAUAAAAUCAAAUAGCAAUGAGAAAAAAUUAAGUAAUUCACCGUAUAUUUUGGAUAAAUAUAAUGAACAACCAAAAAAAAAAAAAAAGAAUAAAAGCAGUGAUAAAAAGGAAAUUGAUAAAGGAAAUGUUAGAAAUAAAAAGUAUGUUGAUAUAAAGUAUUCAUAUAUUAAAUCAAAAUAUUGUAAUGGAAACUGUAAAUAUGAAUCAGAAGAAAAUACUCUUUUAUUACCUCAAAAUAAAGAUGAGAAAGAAAAAUUAGUAUCCAAUAAUUUAAAUCAAAAUGAUUAUAGCGUUAAAAAUAGUUUAAUGUGUAAGUUUUCAAAUGGUAAAAAUGAUACUUAUAAUGAUGCUGUGAACUACAGUAAUAAUAAUACAAGUGCUGAUAAUUAUGACAGCAUUAAUAAUAGUAUAGAAGAUGAUAAGAAUAUAAAAGAUAAAGAAAGUAGCAUUUUAAAAUCUAAUGAUCAAAUUCAUUUUAUGAAUAACAAGGCUUCGUAUUACAUAAAAGAAGAAAAAUAUGAAGAAAAUAUAAUAGUAUAUGGACAUGUAUUAAAUGAUGAAUUGAUAUUUAUUAAUAUACAAAACGACAGAAAAAUUAGUAAAAAUAUUGUAUUGUAUGAUGAUAUAUAUAAAGAAAUAAUUUUAACAGGUGAAGCUUAUCGAUUUAUAAGGCAUAGAAUAUUUCACAUUAAAAGUAAUGAUGAAGAAUUUAAUAAUAAAGAACUAGAAGAAUAUAAAAAUUUCUUAUUAAGGGUACGCAUAUUUUCAAGAUUAACACCAAAUAAUAAAAUUGAAGUCAUAAAAGAUUUUAUAAAUUUUGGUUACAUAUCGGGUAUGUGCGGAGAUGGAAGUAAUGAUUGUGGUGCUUUAAAAAUUUCUCAUGCAGGUUUAGCUUUGUCGAAUUCUGAUACAUCAGUUGUGUCACCUUUUAGUAGUAGAAAUGAAAAUUUAAAAAGUGUGAUUGAUAUAUUAAGGGAAGGAAGAGCUUGCUUAGUUACGUCUAUUAAUUGUUAUAAGUAUAUGCUAUUAUAUGGAUUUAUGAUUUCAAUUAUUAAAAUUGUCUUAUUCAUGCAUGCACAUGCAGUUAUGUCAGAAUAUGGGUAUUUGUUUUUUGAUAAUGUAAUUUUAUUAUUAUUAGCAAAGUCAAUGACUUUAUCAAAACCAGCACAUAAGUUAAAAACACAAACACCCACUUCAAGUAUUAUAGGUGCUCAAACCAUUCUUUCUUUAUUAUGUACACUUUUAGUUAAUUUUUUCUUUCUUUAUGUAAUUAUUUUUCAAUUUUUUUAUGUUUAUAAUUUACCAACAUCAUAUCAUAUGAACAGCUCAGCACCCAAAUCAUCUUGGUGGUUAAUGAGUGAUAAUUAUGAAAGUUUUUUGACAUGUAUUUGGUUUUGUUUUCAAAUUGUAAAUAGUGCUUUUAUUUUAACGUUUGGUGGAAAAUAUAGAAAAAAUAUUUUUACAAAUUAUACCUUUAUGACGUAUUACUUUUUGAUAAACAGUUUUUUAUUAUAUUUAACAUUAGGAGGUCCUAAUAAGUUGACGUGUUUAUUUCGCAUGAAUUGUAAUAAUGAGAUUUCAAAAACUACGAAAUUCAAAAUUUUAGAUUUAUUUUCUUAUUCAGCUAGUGGAUUAAGCUUUUACGGUCCUAACGGAAAUAAUAUAUUGAGUAGGAACCAUAAAAUAAGAUUUCUUUUCUUAAAUUUUCUAAAUAUAGCUGUAAAUAUUUUCAUAUCUAAAUAUAUUUUAUGUGAAAAGCUUUAUAAUUUGGUAAGAAAAUUUUUUAAUUUUAAAAAUAGAAAAAUUCCUGUUUAA